AUGGUAGAAAUAGCAGAUCCAUCAUUUGGAAUAAGAGAAUAUGAAAUGUUUAAACAAAAUUUAGCUAAACAAACACUUCGUAAUAUUAGAUUACAUCAUGCACAAUCAGAUGAAUCAAUUAGUAAUACAGAUAUUUGUUAUGAAAAUAUGAUGCGAUUUAAAAAAUUUGCUGAUUCAUUAAAUUAUAACGGACCUGUUGCCACCAUGACGGAUAAUACGAAAUUAAAAGAAAGUCUUAGUUAUUCAGCAACUUUAGGUUGUGUUAUUGGAUCAACCUUAUCAGUUUCUGAAACAAAAGUAUCAAAUUAUGAAGAAGUUAUUACAAUCAUUGAUAAAAUAAAGGUUGAAAAUACUAUAGCAAAACAAGUUCAAAUUUAUUUACUUCAGAUUCCCUUACCCAAAAUUCCACCGAUAGUUAUUGGUUUAAUUCCAAAUAAUAAUAAAGAAAAAGCUGCUGAUAUUUUUGCUUAUCAUCAAAAAGUUUUACAAUAUGCAGCGCAAUUGAAGAUUAAUAUUGUAUCAUUUGGUUCAGAUGGAGCAGCAAAUGAAUUCAAUGCACAAUUAAUGUUAAUGAGUACAUCAACUACUGAAAAUAUUAUUUUUGAAGAUCAAUUGUACAAUAUAAAGUUUAAAUGUCCUGUUUUUCCUGGAAUCGGCCCAGAAAUUCGAACUGGAAUAGCAAGAUAUGAUCAAAUACUUACACUUACAUUUUUAGAACAAGUAUAUGAUCAAAAUGGUUCACAAGAUCCUAAUAAACAUGGUUUAUUUAUUUAUCUUUUUGUAAUUGGUGAGUUGAUUGAUGCAUAUCAAAAUCAUACUAUUUCACAUAAAGAAAAGUGCCGAAUGGUUAUGUUAGCUUAUUUUUUUCUUUAUAUGUGGAAUAAUCAUAUUGAGCAAAUUCAAAAAGAUCAUCCAGAUAUUAUUGAUAUAAGAAAAAACUUUCUUGCGCCUCAAACAUUUAAAAUACUUAUCAGUUUAGCAGAAUCGUUGAUUUUACUAAUAUUGGCAUAUCGAGAUUAUUAUCCAACUGUUCCGUUAUGCACAUGGAUUCACAGUUCAGAACUAUAUGAACAUUUUUUUGGAUUAACAAAGAUAUACAGUGAAAAAACUUCAGCAGAAGGUUAUAUAGUGAAUUAUUAUGAAGAUACCAUAGCUGAUAAUAUUGGUAAUUUAUUAGCAUAUCCCACAAAUGAAGAAAUGCAUUUAAUUAUUCAUGAAUCUCAUGAACAGGCAAUUGCAUUUGCUCAAAUUCUAGAAUUUGUUGGGUACAAUUAUGAAAAUUUAAAUCAGGAUGACGAUAAAAUGGAAAAAGCUGAUAAUUCUGAAUCAGAUGAAAUUAGCAAGGCUGCAGAUUUGGUUAACAUAUGUAAUAUUAAUAUUUUUAAUUCGGGAGAUGAUGAUAAUUUAAUUAUAAAACAAAGUCAGGCAGAAAUAAAUUUAAUGUAUAAUCAAUCAGAUAAAAUAAUUACUCAAGAUGAUGAAACAACAUUUCAAACCGGAAUUAUAUUAUCAUCAGGUAAAUUAGAUAUUAAAAUUUUAGUAUUACAGCGCCGUAAACAUGAAUCUUAUUCUAGUCAAAGAAUGGAGAGAAUUCAAGUGACACAAAGAUUUCAAACGGAAUUAAAUUUUAAUCCUAAUAAGGUUAAUAAUAUUAUAGCUUUGAAUCAAAAUAAUGGUGCGAGAUCUAGAAUUUUAAGAGUAAAGAGAUGGCAAAGUAGAAAUCGUUUAGAAACAUUAGAAAGAAUACUUCAUGCUCCAGCCUUGCCAAGAAUUUGCGUUGCAAACAUUACUCCAGAAGAUCCUGCCAAAAGUGGUGGUUAUGCAUUUGCUCUUCUAGGGUCAAAAAUUUAUCUCGUCCGGUUCUUGGCAAUAUAUCGUCAAUCAUCAAAUUACUAUUCUUAUGUUGAUGAUAAUGUUACUUGUAUUGAUUCACUUUCCUAUAUUUCUGUAUGUGUUUAUGAAGAAAGAGUACCAAAUAUUUUUGGAUGUUUUUCAAUAGCCAGUCCUAAAUAUAUCUUAUACUCGCACAUUUCUAGCAAUUCCAUCAUUUAUUAUCUAGGAAAUUGCGAAACAUGUAAAGAAAAUAUGGGAUUUAUUAUAGUUGGAAAAAGAGAAAUGGAAAUUUAUAAUUUUUUUAAUUCAGUAAAAGACAAAUUACAAUUAAUAUUAAAUAAAUAA
This is a messenger RNA of Rhizophagus irregularis DAOM 181602=DAOM 197198, 2178 nucleotides long. RefSeq lists its product as uncharacterized. Lineage: Eukaryota; Fungi; Glomeromycota; Glomeromycetes; Glomerales; Glomeraceae. The record is from RefSeq and is a predicted model, not a curated record.